UGUGAUCAUAACUUUCUCUGGUUAUUUACUGCUUUCCAUUAUGUGCCAUGAUAGUGAAAAAGAGUCGUUUUAAGCGACGUUGAUUCAUUAUGAAAUAAAAUGACAAUAAAAUUGAACGACAAUAAUUAAAGUAGAUUAAUUUAGAACAUUAUACAAUGGCGAACACAGCACAUUUGAUGAGGCGACAGAGUUCGCGGGACCUCUAUGCCCAGAGGUCCAUGGACCGUAUGGAGAUGAAGGAGUUGCGUGGGCGAUUGGUCACUAUGGAAAAUGGCCAUCCCUCGCACCGUGCCCAUGUCAUGUACGGUGCUACAAACGAGGCAUUCGAAGAUACAAGCCCUAACAGGCGCUCCUCUGAAACACCUACAAGUAAGGCGAGUUCUAUUGAAGAACGUGGGGCGAUGAAGCCUGAAGGGGGGGAAGGCGAGAGAGAAUCUUGGGAUAGUAAGCUGACGUUUCUUUUGGCGACGGUGGGCUACGCUGUCGGGUUGGGCAAUGUGUGGAGAUUUCCAUAUUUAGCGCAGAAGAAUGGAGGUGGAGCGUUUCUGAUACCUUACUUCGUAAUGUUGGCUAUUGAGGGGAUUCCGAUAUUUUAUUUGGAACUGGCGAUUGGUCAGCGGCUGAGGAAGGGUGCGAUAGGAGUAUGGCACCAGGUAUCGCCAUACUUGGGAGGGAUAGGGAUCAGCUCAGCGGUGGUGUCGUUCAACGUAGCAUUGUACUACAACUCGAUAAUCGCGUGGUGCCUGUUUUACUUCGCGCAGAGUUUCCAAGCGGAGCUGCCGUGGGCUGAGUGCCCGAAGAAAUACUUCGCCAAUGGAUCUUAUACCACGGAACCAGAGUGUUUGGUCAGCAGCCCGACCCAAUACUUCUGGUACAGAACCACGCUCCAAAUCUCCGAUGACAUAAACUACCCUCAAAACUUCAAUUACAAGAUCGCCCUGGCCCUCGUCAUUGCCUGGAUCCUCGUCUACAUGUGCAUGAUCAAAGGCAUCGCUUCCUCAGGAAAGGUGGUCUACGUCACAGCCACCUUCCCCUACAUUGUUCUAGUUAUUUUCUUCUUCAGGGGCAUCACAUUAAAGGGAAUGAGCGACGGCCUCAUCCAUCUCUUCACUCCGAAAUGGCACACGAUUUUAGACCCUGUGGUCUGGCUCGAAGCGGGCACCCAAAUAUUCUUUUCGCUUGGCUUGGCUUUCGGCGGCCUAAUUGCCUUCUCGUCAUACAACCCAGUCGAUAACAACUGCUACAGAGACGCGAUUAUGGUCUCUAUGACAAACUGCCUAACGUCGAUGUUUGCUGGCAUUGUUGUGUUUUCGAUUAUAGGCUUCAAAGCCACAAUGGUGUAUGAAAAAUGUUUGGAAGAUCGGAAUGCGACGUUAUUGGAUGUUUUUGGUCCGUCGUAUAAGUCCAUGGUUUUUCCGGAGGCGGGACAGAUGGUGGCGGUGGAUAGGAAUGGUAAUUUCACCAACUUGAUCAUGCCUCACCUGCCGGAAUGUGAUCUUCAAAAGGAGUUGGAUAACACCGCGUCUGGCACAGGCCUGGCCUUCAUAAUAUUCACGGAAGCCAUCAACCAAUUCCCCGGGGCGCAGUUCUGGUCGGUUCUCUUCUUCCUUAUGCUGUUCACCCUGGGGAUAGACUCGCAGUUCGGGACCCUGGAAGGAGUGGUCACCUCCAUCGUGGAUAUGAAGCUGUUCCCGAAUUUGAGGAAGGAGUACCUCACAGGAGGGCUGUGCCUCGUCUGCUGUCUCCUGUCUAUGGGUUUCGCCCACGGAGCCGGCAGCUACAUAUUCCUACUUUUCGACAUGUACAGCGGUAACUUUCCACUGCUGAUCAUCGCUUUUUGCGAGUGCAUCGGGAUUGCGUACGUCUAUGGUGUUAAAAGGUUCGCAGACGACAUAGAACUAAUGACGGGCACUCGACCAGGCAUAUACUGGUUGAUCUGCUGGAAGUACCUCUCCCCAAUGGCGAUGUUGGCCAUCCUGAUCUCAUCCUUCGUGGAACUGGCCACCGAUGGGUCAGGGUAUGACGCUUGGAUCCCAUCAGAAGGGGACACGGUAAAGAAACCCUGGCCGAUUUGGGCUGUGCUGCUGGUUGUGGUGUUGGUGCUUGCUUCUGUGCUGUGGAUACCUGUAUUGGCUAUUUGCAGAUAUUUCGGCAUCCCAAUCAUAGACGAUGAGGAACGCGCCUGGUUCCCAGCUGAAGAGCUCCGGGACUUCCACGGCAUCGAACCGAGGCCAGUCUCCGCUACAGAGACGUUGCUGUUCUGCACUAGACCUGAUGGCAGUGAGCGAUGCUGCUGGCCAGGCUGCUGCGAAACUGAUGAUGAAGAGUAAGGAAGAUUUUAUGGAAGAAAAAUAUAUCAAGAACGAGGUAGAACGAAAGAAAAUAAUAUCACAAUGUAAUAUUGAAAGUUCGUGACAAUAAGAUAAAAUCGUCUAGAUACAUUUUUGAAUAGUGAAAAUUACGAAUGAAAUUGUA
Amyelois transitella is the source of this 2475-nucleotide messenger RNA. Its product is annotated as sodium-dependent neutral amino acid transporter B(0)AT3. The coding region runs from base 156 to 2330 and encodes 724 amino acids. Gene Ontology annotation, cellular component: membrane. The transcript has 6 exons. Gene Ontology annotation, biological process: sodium ion transmembrane transport. The record is from RefSeq and is a predicted model, not a curated record. NCBI's taxonomy places the organism in Eukaryota, Metazoa, Arthropoda, Insecta, Lepidoptera, Pyralidae.